Molecule: messenger RNA, 2310 nt
Organism: Magnolia sinica
Lineage: Eukaryota; Viridiplantae; Streptophyta; Magnoliopsida; Magnoliales; Magnoliaceae
Product: T-complex protein 1 subunit alpha
Exons: 17
Coding region: 247-1941 (564 amino acids)
Biological process (GO): protein folding
Cellular component (GO): chaperonin-containing T-complex
Molecular function (GO): ATP hydrolysis activity; ATP-dependent protein folding chaperone; ATP binding
Source: RefSeq, a predicted model, not a curated record
UCACACUGGCGCGAGUCCCGCCCCGACAAACCCUCACUCGCCAGGGUUUUGAAGGUUCGAGACGCUUAUUUCACUUUCUUUUUCAUUUCACUCCUCCCUCUCGCCGUAUAAGGCGAACAGCAAACACCUCUCUCUCUCUCUCUCUGAAUAACAAGCAGAUCUAGGGUUUCUCCAAAACCCCGCAACUCUCCCUAUUCAAGCAGCUUCAGCUAUCUCACUCUCUCGCCCACAAUCUCAACCGUUGAAAUGGCGAUUGGGGCCCAUACUCCUGACAUCCUUGGAGAUCGGCAGUCCGGCCAAGACGUCCGCACACAAAACGUCGUGGCCUGUCAGGCGGUCGCGAACAUCGUGAAGUCGUCAUUGGGACCCGUCGGUCUUGAUAAGAUGCUAGUCGAUGAUAUUGGUGAUGUGACAAUCACUAAUGAUGGGGCGACGAUUCUGAAGAUGUUAGAAGUGGAGCAUCCGGCUGCAAAGGUACUUGUAGACUUGGCGGAACUUCAAGAUCGAGAAGUGGGAGAUGGAACAACGUCAGUGGUGAUUGUAGCUGCAGAGUUGCUAAAGAGAGCAAAUGAUUUAGUGAGAAAUAAGAUUCACCCUACAUCAAUAAUCAGUGGGUACAGGCUUGCUAUGAGGGAAGCCUGCAAGUAUGUUGAUGAAAAACUAGCUGUGAAGGUUGAAAAGCUCGGAAAAGAUUCCCUUGUAAACUGUGCCAAGACGAGCAUGUCUUCGAAACUGAUCGGCGGUGACAGCGACUUCUUUGCAAAUUUGGUGGUAGAUGCCGUGCAAGCGGUAAAGACCACAAAUGCAAGGGGGGAGGUCAAAUACCCAAUCAAGGGCAUUAACAUCCUGAAAGCUCAUGGAAAAAGUGCAAGAGAGAGCUACUUGAUGAAUGGUUAUGCCCUAAAUACAGGUCGUGCUGCACAGGGGAUGCCCACUAGAGUCGCCCCUGCAAGGAUUGCUUGCCUCGAUUUUAAUCUUCAGAAGACAAAGAUGCAAAUGGGUGUUCAAGUCUUGGUCUCUGAUCCUAGGGAACUUGAAAAAAUUCGUCAAAGAGAAGCUGACAUUACGAAGGAGCGAAUUGAAAAGCUUCUCAAGGCAGGAGCAAAUGUUGUACUAACAACCAAGGCGAUUGACGACAUGGCACUUAAGUACUUUGUGGAGGCUGGAGCAAUUGCUGUGAGGCGUGUCCGGAAGGAGGAUUUGCGCCAUGUUGCCAAGGCAACUGGUGCCACUGCGGUUUCCACAUUUGCUGACAUGGAAGGAGAGGAAACAUUUGAUUCAUCACAGCUGGGAUAUGCGGACGAAGUUGUGGAGGAGCGUAUUGCUGAUGACGAUGUGAUUAUGGUGAAAGGGACCAAAAAUACCAGUGCAGUUUCAUUAAUACUUAGAGGUGCAAAUGACUACAUGCUUGAUGAGAUGGAGAGAUCUGUGCAUGAUUCUGUGUGCAUUGUCAAGAGAACCCUUGAGUCCAAUGUGGUAGUUGCCGGUGGUGGUGCUGUUGAGGCUGCAUUAUCUGUGUUCUUGGAAUAUCUUGCAACGACUUUGGGAUCUCGAGAACAGUUGGCAAUUGCUGAAUUUGCUGAGAGUCUUCUUAUUAUACCAAAGGUUCUUGCUGUAAACGCUGCAAAGGAUGCUACUGAGUUGGUCGCAAAGCUUCGGGCAUAUCACCACACUGCACAAACAAAGGCAGAUAAGCAGCACCUUUCAAGCAUGCUGAAUUCUCAUAUAGUGCCAUCUUUUCUUUUACCAUACUGCAGCAUGGGACUGGACCUCUUGAAGGGAACCGUCCGGAACAAUCUAGAAGCUGGAGUCAUCGAGCCUGCUAUGAGCAAAGUGAAGAUAAUACAGGGUUAUGGGGCUGGGACUUUCUGGCUGCCGGAUGGAGACCAGCCAUCUGUUGGACUCUACUGCAGAUGGCUCAUGCUACAAAAACCAUACUGAGAGGGUGGUCGUAGCCAUCAUAUUGGUGGCCUUCAAAGUAUGUUAAAAUAUUUAAAUGGGCCAUUGGAUUGGAAUGUAGAUUCAUCAAACAUCAAAUGGCUAGAAUUGUUUUAUGAAUGUGAUUUAGAUUGGGGGCUAUUUAUGGUAGGGCCACUAGAUUUAUACCAUAUCUAGAGACUGUACAGCCGUUUUCAUGGUGUGAUGUGAUAAAAUAAGCUCCAUUUUCAAAGGAAAAUAUUAAGAUGCCCAGCAAGGAAAACCCCAACAAUGCCCGGCCCUGAUCUCCACUGUACGUCUAUGUUGAUGAUCCAUGAUGGUAGGGACUGUAAACCAGGUCUUCCUGUUGAUAAGAACUUGUUUGGUUGGUUU